AUGUCAUCCAGUGGAAAUGAUACUAAUCAAGGAAAGGAGACAGCUUUGGAUGACGGAUUUGGAGAAGAUAGUGUGGCCGUACGACUAAUUGAAGAUUAUUUGGAGGGGAAGAUAACUUCACUGAUUGAUUUAAGCCAACUGUUGAAAGACGAAGCUGGUUUGAUUAUUUCAAAAUCGACCCUUGCUAGACGACUGAAGGGGAAGGUUAAUGUUAAGAUACGUCGUAAACGAGGUUAUCAUCAGCGGCGGGCUGGAGCAGACGAACUUGACGAUGAAGAAGCAUACACGUACAGUUACUCAUUAUCGAGAAAUUUGAAUGAAACAAUCGUCACAGUUCCGAUUGACGAUGAAAAUGUCCGCCAGUAUGCAUUGGUUCGAGUUGCAGGCGAUGGUAGGAAACGUUACUAUCGGUGCAAUCAAUGCCUCAAAUUUCGGCGAAAUGAUAAGAGUGCACCGCAAGCAUACCUGAUUAUGGAAAAUGGGCGUAUUGUGGGUACUAAACAUCAUCGACAUCAUCCCGACUGCAAACCAACUAAACGAAUCGAAGCAACCACAACCAGUUUGGAUCGGGCAAAUCGGAAAGACAUACGCAUUGGUCUUAAAACGCCUAAAGCAGCAUACGCAGAAGGUUUUUAUCGAGCAAUCGAUCUUGCGUCCACGGAAGGUUCUUCAAGUAAUAAAUUACCGAAAAUUUAUCCAUCGUGGAGUCGCGUACGUAAAUCAUACUUUCGACAAAAUCGUUUGGGUAGAAUCGAUCGUGCGAAAAGUUUGUCAGCAGACGGUUCACUUCGUCGUGGACAACGUCAUCCGGAUGAAGUGAAUGGUCCUGUAUUAUAUACAUAUGGCGAAGAUACCGAUGGUCAAUAUGUUGUAUUUGAGAGUGAAGAAAUACCUGAAGGCUAUGAGCCCGUACCAGUCGAAGAAUUGGAGGCUGCGGCUGAAGGUGUUGAACUCGAUGAUAAUUGGACUGUUAGUGCAAAAGAAGAGAACUUGAAAAGCGAUUUACAUAAUGUAUGGAAAGGAGGUGAUGAAUUGGAACAGAAACAUUUACACGAGACCACUGUAAAUGAACAAGAAACUGAUGAGCUUCAUCUCUUACCAGCAACUCAUAGUGAAGAGCCGUCAAUGAAGAAAGUUAGAAUAGAGAACAAUGAGUUGGAAGAAUCUCAAGAAUCUAUGGAAACUAGAGAAUGUGUAAAUGAGGAUGCAUCAUUGGUUCACGAAUAUGUCCAUAAUAAACCGUUACUCGACUUAGUUGAUUACACUACAAAAGAAGAAAGACGACGAAUUUCACAGAAUUUAAUAGACGAAAUUCGUUCCAGUGCGAAUUUUAAACGUGUCAAGCCAGCGAGAGGUUCUACAUCGGAAUUAGACGAAGAAUUUAAUAGCUGGUGCUAUAUGCCAUGCAAUGCAGAUGGUGAAAUCAUGGUUUACUCGUCGGAUAAAGUACAUUUAAUUGAAAAUUUGGAAGGAGAAACAGAAAUUGCUUACGAUCCUGAUAUGGAAAUGAAUGAAAUUGUUAAAAGUCUGAAGCCAUAUGGAAUCUUGUCAACGGAUUAUAUCUUGUGA
This is a messenger RNA of Brugia malayi, 1569 nucleotides long. RefSeq lists its product as uncharacterized. Lineage: Eukaryota; Metazoa; Nematoda; Chromadorea; Rhabditida; Onchocercidae. The record is from RefSeq and is a predicted model, not a curated record. The transcript is spliced from 6 exons. Bases 1 to 1569 code for a protein of 522 amino acids.